AUCGACAAGAUGUCUCCUAAAGCAAUUGUGUUCUUUGCUCUCCUCACGGUGGCUUUCGCUGGUCCGGCAAUAUUUCAGAAACCUCAUCUAGGUUUUCGAUUGCCGAUCUUGCCGCAAAUAGUUGGAGGCAGCGAAGCUCCAAAAAAUGGUUAUCCUUUCAUUGUCUCUCUGCAGCAAUAUGAUAGCCAUUUUUGCGCCGGAUCGAUUUUAAACAACCAGUGGGUCGUGACCGCAGGACACUGCAUUUUCGGUCCUUUCACCGUCAAGGCUGGAAAACACGACAUUCAAAGCAAUGAGGAUACCGAGCAAAUAGUUCAAGUUGCAAAUACUUUCGUGCAUGAAAAAUAUGAUGGUGAUGUUGGCCCAUAUGAUAUUGCAUUGGUUAAGCUUGAAACUCCAUUAAAAUAUACAAAUGCAGUACAACCCAUCAAGUUGCCAGAACCUGGAAGUACUCCGACUGGAGAUGCAAUUCUUUGCGGAUGGGGCUCUAUCUCGGAAAGCUGGAUUCCUGACAUGCCAAAUAAACUUCAACAUAUUAAUUUGCCUUACGUCGAUCUUGACGUGUGUGACAAAGCUGUCGAGGAUCUAACAGGAUCUUCUCCCGUUCAUGAGACCAAUGUCUGUACUGGACCAUUGAGCGGUGGAAUCUCUGCAUGCAGCGGUGAUUCUGGCGGACCUCUAAUCUCGGUUGAUAAAGGAGAACCGGUACUUACUGGAAUAGUGUCUUGGGGUAUUAUUCCGUGUGGUUCUCGCGGUGCACCAUCCGUUUACACUGGAGUAUCCCACUAUAAUUCAUGGAUUCAGGAUAUAAUGGACAAAAACUAA
Messenger RNA from Cataglyphis hispanica, 825 nucleotides. Its product is annotated as trypsin-1-like. Gene Ontology annotation, molecular function: serine-type endopeptidase activity. Lineage: Eukaryota; Metazoa; Arthropoda; Insecta; Hymenoptera; Formicidae. Gene Ontology annotation, biological process: proteolysis. The record is from RefSeq and is a predicted model, not a curated record. The transcript is spliced from 4 exons. The coding region runs from base 10 to 825 and encodes 271 amino acids.